GUUAAUUUAGUUGGUUGCUUCUUGAAGAUAUCCUGUUAAAUUAAGAUGAGGUGCAGCGUUUCCAUUUUCAUUGCUAUUUUGGCAACUGUUUCUGCUUUUGGUGAAGAAUGGACACAUUUUAAAAAAAAUCAUGGAAAAUUUUAUAGAAACUCAGUUGAAGAGACUUACCGAUUUUCAGUAUAUCAAGCUAAUUUACGCAGAAUCGAAGAACAUAAUGUAAAAUUCGAACAAGGCCUAUCUACUUUCCGAAUGGGAAUGAAUCAAUUUGGAGAUUUAACCCCCGAAGAAUUUCUUGAGAGGCAGAAGCUUUCAAAAUUGAAUAUUCCAUCGACUUAUGGAACAUUUGAAAAUUUUGAAGUUGAAUUCGAUGGUGAUGUUCCAGAUGCAGUUGACUGGAGAGAAAAGGGAGCAGUAACUGAAGUAAAAGAUCAAGGAGAUUGUGGAUCCUGUUGGGCAUUCAGUACCACUGGCGCAAUUGAAGGAGCAUAUUUUAUUAAAACAGGACAACUUAUCUCCCUGAGUGAACAAAACCUCGUUGACUGUGCUAAACAGUGCCUAGGUUGCGACGGAUGUUAUACGGACGAUGCUAUGGAGUACGUUGAGCAAAAUGGAAUAGUGAAAGAAGGGGCAUAUCCUUAUAAAGGACGGGAAUCUCUAUCUUGCUUAGUCAAUGUAUCGGAAUCUGUAUUAAAACCUAAGGAACAUAUUUUUGUAGCCAUUGGCGAUGAAGAUAAAUUAAAGAGGGCUGUUGCUAGGCAACCAAUAUCUGUAGCUAUAGACGCAGAAUUUCAUUUUCAAUUUUACCAUUCAGGAGUUUUUAAUGAUACAACUUGUCAUUCAGAAAAAGAUAACUUAGACCAUGCUGUAUUGGUUGUUGGAUAUGGUACUUUAGAUGGUAUUGACUACUGGCUGGUGAAAAAUUCUUGGGGUGUAACAUAUGGUCAGAAUGGUUACGUGAUGAUGUCAAGAAAUAAGAAUAAUCAAUGUGGAAUUGCUACAUUUGCUCUAUAUCCAGUGUUUUAAAUAUGAUAAUUUUAGUUGAAACGAUCUUUGUGAUUAUCUCUGUUAAUAAACGUUUAAAUUUUUUCUAUUU
Molecule: messenger RNA, 1093 nt
Organism: Psylliodes chrysocephalus
Lineage: Eukaryota; Metazoa; Arthropoda; Insecta; Coleoptera; Chrysomelidae
Source: the annotation of a GenBank genome assembly